Trichomonas vaginalis G3 is the source of this 1563-nucleotide messenger RNA. RefSeq names its product spindle assembly abnormal protein 6-like protein family. The transcript has a single exon. The record is from RefSeq and is a predicted model, not a curated record. Bases 1 to 1563 code for a protein of 520 amino acids. Gene Ontology annotation, cellular component: centriole. Gene Ontology annotation, biological process: centriole replication. NCBI's taxonomy places the organism in Eukaryota, Parabasalia, Trichomonadida, Trichomonadidae.
AUGAGCGAAGAGUUCCGCAUCGAUGUACCCACAACAGUCAUCGGAUAUGAUGAAGCUAUUACAAAGCCAACACUUCUUUACCAGUUUGCUCAGACAUUCGGAAAUGGAGUAUCUAAUGGUCCAUUCCGCCUUCAAAUUACAGAUCCGGAAAAUCCAUUAUUCUUAUUCACUUACGAAUUAUCAGUAAACGAUUUCCCAGAACUUAAAGAACAACUCAAGCUUUAUUGCCAAUUUCCAAAUCUAUCAAAGAGCUUUUAUGAUUUACUUGUUUGCUGCGUUGAUUCAGAAGAUUAUGGUGCAGUCAUUAAUCUUCAUGACUUCCAAAAGCCAAAACUUCUCCUUCAGCAAAAAACGAAAAUUUCACUUUAUACAUUAUUCCAAAUCGAUAUAGUUGCAGCAAGUGAAGCUAAGCUUAACCAGUAUCUCUCCGGUGAAGUAAAGAGAUAUAAAUCAGCUUUCCUUAACAAGGGUAAGAACUAUGAUGAUUUAACAAUUCAACUUCAAGAAACAGAGAAAUCUAUGGAUGAAAUGGAAAAGAGUUACAAGCUUCAACUUGAAGAACAAGACAAGAAAGCUCAAGAAACACUUCAAAAGGUUUCCGAACAGUACGAAACUCGUCUUGACGAACUCCAAAAGUCAUCAAAGGAAGCACUUGAAGCAGCUCGCCAAGAACGCCAGAAAUCAGAGACAGAAAUGACAAAUAAAUAUGAACAAUUGCUUAAUGAUCUCAGAAAACAGAAUGCUCAAAUUCUUGAAGAGAAGACACAAGUUUCUGUUGUCAAAGAACGCUUUGAAGAAAAAAUCAAGUCUCUUGAACAGCAAUUACACGAUGCAAAUACAGCCAAGGCCACAAUCGAAGCCCAGAAGAAUGAACUUUCUGCGCAGCUGUUGAGUGCAUCUUCUACAUCAGCAGGAUUCUCUAAGGAAGCCGAAACUCUUAAAGAAAAGAUUACAUUAUUAGAAAAAACAGUUGAACACGAUAAGGAUGUUCAAGAUUCACAAGCUAAGAUAAUAGAGGGCCUCCAAGCUGAUGUUGCUAAGAAAGAUGAAGAAAAUGCUCAGAUUCGUGCAAGAUUAUCAGAAAAUGAAGACAAAGCAAGACAGCACGACUGGAUUGCUGCUAAGUCCAAGCAAGUUAUCGAGAAGUUCAUGGCCGAAGCUAAAGAACUUAAUUUGCAGAUUGCACAGCUCAAAUCACAACUCGAUGAGCGUACACAGCAGAUGACAGAGAUGCAAGUCGAAAAUGCACAUGCAGAAGAGCGUAUUAAAGCACUUAAUGAUACAAUUGAUCGUGAAAAUGCAGAAAUGAAGGAACUGAGAACUAGAAACGAUGCUCUCCAAAAGCAGAUAGCAGAAAUGAAGGAUAAGAGCGCUACUGACGAGAUAACAAUCCAGCACUUGAACAAGAGACUCAACGAACACGAGUUAGAAAAUCCUCCAUGUGACGGAUUUAGCUCAUCCUUCAAGGGAGGAUCUCAAAAUAAGAAAUUAUUGCCUAGCUUGCAGCCAAUUGCUGAUGUCAAUGGCGCUGCUUCUGUUUGGGAUUCCACAGCUUUCUUCUAA